This is a messenger RNA of Eimeria necatrix, 1092 nucleotides long. Its product is annotated as ULK kinase, putative. The transcript is spliced from 8 exons. Gene Ontology annotation, cellular component: cytoplasm; nucleus. Gene Ontology annotation, biological process: protein autophosphorylation; intracellular signal transduction; peptidyl-serine phosphorylation. NCBI's taxonomy places the organism in Eukaryota, Apicomplexa, Conoidasida, Eucoccidiorida, Eimeriidae. Gene Ontology annotation, molecular function: calcium-dependent protein serine/threonine kinase activity; calmodulin binding; calcium/calmodulin-dependent protein kinase activity. The coding region runs from base 1 to 1092 and encodes 363 amino acids. The record is from RefSeq and is a predicted model, not a curated record.
AUGGGAAACUCGUGCUCCCCAGGCUGCAUUGCUGCCACCCCGGCCCACCGACGCGGAGUUGAUGACAUUCGCAGGUACUACAAGAUAGGUCGCAUCAUAGGCUGCGGCUCCUUUGGCCAGGUACGAGAAUGCAUCGACAGGGAAACUGGCCAAGCCUAUGCUGUGAAAGUGAUGGAGCGGCGUAUGAGUGGCAAGGAUAAGAUGACUCCUGGCCGGCCUUCUAACGAAGCUAUGAUACGCUCGGAGGUGGACAUUCUCAAAUCAUUGAACCAUGAGAACAUUGUAGCGUUUGUAAAGUUUUUUGAAGACAAGCAUUGUUUUUAUGCCAUCCUUGAAAAGUGCGACGGUGGCGAGCUCUUCCAUCAGAUUGUCAGCCGCAGGCAAUUUACUGAAGAAGAUGCGUCAGCCCUUUGCAGACAAAUGGCAUCAGCUCUCGCCUACCUUCACGGUCAGGGCGUUGUCCACCGCGACGUUAAGGCGGAGAAUUUUCUUUUUAAGAACAAGGGACCCGACUCUGUCAUCAAGCUUAUUGACUUUGGAAUGUCCGCACGGUUACCGGAGUGCGGAUACCUAACGGACCUCUGCGGAAGUCCACACUACAUAUCUCCUGAACUGAUUAGCAAACGCUACGACCAAGGGGCGGAUAUGUGGGCGUUUGGAGUAAUGAUAUACUUGAUGCUUUUCGGAAGAUAUCCGUUUGAAGGAAGCAAGGCCAGUGCUAUUGCAAGGGAGGUGCAAAACAAGCAGCUCAACUGGUCGCGAGCUGCUUGUCCAUUUUUGACGGAUGCUGCGAUUGAUUUCCUGAGCCGCUUGUUGGACAGAAACGAAAAGACGCGACUCACUGCAGCACAAGCCUUGGCGCAUCCGUGGAUAUCACAGCCAUCACCGGACAAAGCGAUGUCCGUGAUUGGCAAGGAUAAGCUGGAGCUAGCCCGACGGCUCUCUGUUGAUUGCGAACACCAGGGUAGUCAGGCAUCCACAAAAAAGAAUUUUAAGAUUGACAAGGCCCCCAGACAGCAUAGUCGCCAUCAACUGGCAGACGGCAUCGACGGCAGUAGCCGGAACCAGAACGGAGAGUUCGACUCAGGAUAA